AGAGGGUGAAGAAUUGAAGGGAUUUAGGGUUUUUCUCCAUGAAAUUCAAAUUCGCGAACCGGUCUUUCUGAUUUCUUGAAACAACUGUUUAUACUUAUCCUUCUUGUUCUCGGGCGUCAGUUUCCAUGGCUGAUCACGUAGAUUCAUCGACUCUUAUCAAUCCUCCGGCGAUGGCUGACCCUAGCGAGAUUGACCUUGAAGCCGGCCCUACAGACCAAAUUCAAUGUCGUAUUGGCUUGGAAACUGACGCAAUGGAUUCCCCUGGUAGUGGUAACUUUUUUUCGAUGCCUUGUUAGAUGGUGAUACCAUGACUGGAUCUCAAUAUGUGCCAACCAAUGGUCAAGCUUCACCAAUCACGGCUGAAACAGAGACAACGCAAAGGAAAGUAAAAAGACUAGGAAAUUUCAGCACAGAUGAAGACAUUGCGUUAAUCUCUGCUUGGCUUAACAUAAGCAUGAAUUCAAGUGUUGGGACGGACCAAAAAGGGAAAACCUUUUGGUCUAAGGUUGCCAACAAUUAUUAUGAAAAUAUCACGGGAUUGAGUAGUGAGCGUACAGAACGUUCGUUGGUGUGUCGGUAUGCAGAUAUCCAAAAAGCGGUGAAUAAAUUCAUGGGGUUUGUAGCUCAAGUUGAAAAUUCAUGCCCUCCGGGUUUUAAUGAACAAGAUAAGUAUAUGCAGAUUCAAAAGGCGAAGACUAUGUAUCGAGAAAUUGUUGGGAGCAAUUUCAAGUACGAGCAUUGUUGGAAUAUAUUGAGACACCACCCGAAGUGGCUAGAAACAAAUGGGGUUGCCGGAAGAAAGAGGCCAACCACCAUAUCUUCUCCAUCUACGCCUACUUCGGUGAACUUAGCCGAAGAUUGUACUCCUUCUGGCACAUUCAUUGAUCUUGAGAAGCCAAUGAGGAAUAAGGCAGUGAAGGAGAGACAAAACAAAGGAAAAUGGAAGGGAGUAGAUGACAUGCCUCGAAGUGAUUUCAGUUGUAACUGGAAGGUUGAAAAGCUCAAGAUGCAUGAGCACAAAAGGAAGAUUGAAGAACAAAAGUUGAUGAUCGCUACGCAGGAACUGGAAGUUGAAGAAAAGAGGAUUCAGCUUGAAGAAAGGAAAGAACAAGCUCGACGGGAAGUUGAAGAAAGGAGGAUUAUGCUCGAAGAAAGGCAUGAAGAGAUGAAGAUUAUGAUGAUGGAUGUGAGCAAUUUAAGUGAGGAACAAAAGGAAUAUAUUCAGUUGCUUCGAGCUGAGAUUAUUGCUAAAAGGAGAAAUAUGUAGUGUAUUUUAUCAAGCUAAUAUAUUAACUUACGUUUGUACUUUUUAUCUUCAUUAUAAAUUUAUGAACUGCUGUUGCAAUUUAGAUUAAAACUAAUGAAGAGCUCUUGAACUCA
This is a messenger RNA of Tripterygium wilfordii, 1380 nucleotides long. RefSeq names its product glutathione S-transferase T3-like. Bases 308 to 1267 code for a protein of 319 amino acids. The transcript has 3 exons. Lineage: Eukaryota; Viridiplantae; Streptophyta; Magnoliopsida; Celastrales; Celastraceae. The record is from RefSeq and is a predicted model, not a curated record.